AAAAUCCAUCACCGCCUUUCCUUUUCACAUGUUGAUUUUUACGUCAUUUUAGGGAAUUCCACUUCCGGUAUUGCGUGUCAGGAAAGCCGGUGUAGUUCAAGAUGUCUAAAGUUACAUUCAAGAUAAUUCUGACCUCGGAUCCAAAACUGCCGUAUAAAGUCCUAAGUGUACCAGAAGGAACGCCUUUCACUGCAGUACUCAAGUUUGCUGCAGAGGAGUUCAAGGUACCAGCAGCCACUAGUGCUAUUAUAACAAAUGAUGGAAUCGGGAUCAACCCAGCACAGAGUGCUGGAAAUGUGUUUUUGAAGCAUGGAUCAGAAUUGAGACUUAUACCCAGAGACAGAGUUGGAUCUAUAGAAAAAUGAAAUCAUCUCCUUAACUUUAGAUUUAUUAGAAUUUGACAAUUGGAUAUCCCCAGAGUAAACAAGUGAAGAUAAACAUGAUGAUGGAGGAUAGAUCUAGACAGUUAUCUGGCGUCUUAUACUCUUUUCAUCUCUUCAAACCUACCAGGUUUUGGCCAGAACAGAUCAGUCAAUUAAAAAAUCUUGUUUUCCAAGGAACUGUACAAUUUGUCACAGGAUUUCUCGUCCAAAAGGAUUUAUUUUUUAUUCUUUUGAAAGAAUUUGCAAAUAUUUCAAUGAUUUAUUGAAAUUUAAAAUUAUGCAUAUUUUAAAUUUUGGGGAUGAGAACAAACAGUCAAUAUUUAAUGUUUUUGUAUUGUAAAUUGUAAAUGAAGCUAGCACAACUGAAAGUGGACAUGUACAUAAACAUUUAUGUAUGGUUUGAGCAGGUAUUCUACACACCAUUCCCUGAAGUUUGACACUGCAGAUGUCUUGAAGUUGUAAAUUAACAUUAUAUUGACAUUUUAUGUGAAGAGCUCAUAUAAAAUGAUGUAAAUGGCAAAUGUCAGGUAGUAUAGAUAAAGAUGUAGAUUUAAUAAGUUAAACCAACAGAAAUGUAUGUGUAUAUUGAGAAAAAAAACUGUAAUCAUAUUGAAAAUAUCUGGAAGUAUUGGUGAAAAUAGGUUUGUAUGCUCUCAAAAGAAAAUAGUAGAACUCUAGCUGGGAUAGAUUUUACUAUUCAGGGGAGAUAACUGUAAAACCUUUUAACUGUUUUUAAUUUAUUCCAUUUCCAUGUGAUUAUGUCUGUUAAAUCACACAAGUGCAAUCAUAGUAUGUAUGUUCACAAUGAUAUUACACCAACAAAAUCAAUUUGCCUUUCAUUUGUGUCUAUUUUGUUUGGCAAGGGAAUUCAAUCAAUUUCAUCAUGGAGUUCUGUAGCUGGAAAAAAUUGAUGUCAAGCUCUUGACCACAGAGACUUAACAUAUAGUGAUUAAUUACAUCUACGGUAUAUAUUUGCCAUCUGUGGGCUAGGAGUUUGUGUCAAGACCCUGUGAUUUGGACAUUAUAAGACUGCUAAUGUUAACAUUAUUAUAUAAAGUUUGCAAAUUGUAUAUCCUCAGAUGUACAUGUAUGACAGUUUAAGCAGUAGGUUGACCCCUACCCCUUAAAUAACUCAAUGUUGAGGACAACAUACACUGGUACCAAAUAGCCUAAUAUAUGUUCAGAAGUAUUUUGGUUAAUGUAAUCAUGUAAUGCUAUUUCUUAUCUUUGAGAGUUCCUGCCAAGGGAUAUCAAUCAAUUCAAGCAUUUGCAAUUUGAGACCAUUGUUUUUGAAUUUUGUACACUGUAGUUGCUUUGAUUCUAGUCUAUACUUUUGAUGCCUUCUCCAUAUAUGCGAUUACCUGGGAAUGGGAGGAGGUUACAUUCAUUAUCAAAUCAAUUUUUAUACUUUGUAAAAUGCUUUCUGACAUUUAACACAACUCAUUUCUGUCAUUUUUAUCAGAUACUUUUUUCAACACUUUUUUCUGUUGUAAAUUUAUUUGCUAAAACUUCGAGACUAAAACAAUAAAAAAAAACAAAAAACAGUAACAUUGUUCAUUGAUACUGUUUGUUCUGUGUUAAUGAUAAUGCAAGGCAUAUGGUCUCGUUGCUAUUAAGGUGUAUUCUUUCAUUAUCACAAAAAAACAAUCUGGAUUAAAAAAGAACAUUCUUUCAAUGUCAGCAGCACUACAGUAUUUCAAAUAGUUUUCUAAAUUUUACAUAUUGGUUGUUUAAGUACUUUAGAUUUUCUUCAGUAAUUUUUUAGUAUAUAAAUGAUUUCAUUAUGUCAAUAAAAGGAGAAAAUACCAUGCAUGUAUGGUAAACUUAUAAUGAUAGCAAAUCUCACAGAGACUUGGUAUAAAUUCCCAUCCCUUCAGUUCAUAUUUAUAUAUAACUAUGUAUUAUUAGGAUCAUUAGAUAUAAACCAUUGGAUUGGGAUAUUUGUGUCAAGUCCCUGUGAUGUACUUCAAAUUUUCGAAAUACAAUGUACAUGUAUCUGAUUGAAAUGCCACAUGUAUGUAAUGAUAUAAGUGAUCUGUUAUUGAAUCAUGGCUAAAGUGUUUAAACAUGAUUAAUAUGUAAUUAUGGAAUAUUAAUACAAUUCUUAAAAAAAAUUGUCUUCUUAUUAUAUUGAAUAAAAUAAAUUGGUAAUGUA
Pecten maximus is the source of this 2538-nucleotide messenger RNA. Its product is annotated as ubiquitin-fold modifier 1. The record is from RefSeq and is a predicted model, not a curated record. NCBI's taxonomy places the organism in Eukaryota, Metazoa, Mollusca, Bivalvia, Pectinida, Pectinidae. The transcript is spliced from 5 exons. Gene Ontology annotation, cellular component: nucleus; cytoplasm. The coding region runs from base 102 to 365 and encodes 87 amino acids. Gene Ontology annotation, biological process: protein K69-linked ufmylation.